Molecule: messenger RNA, 3435 nt
Organism: Mycosarcoma maydis (corn smut)
Lineage: Eukaryota; Fungi; Basidiomycota; Ustilaginomycetes; Ustilaginales
Product: putative 26S proteasome regulatory subunit
Exons: 1
Coding region: 1-3435 (1144 amino acids)
Biological process (GO): proteasome-mediated ubiquitin-dependent protein catabolic process; regulation of protein catabolic process
Cellular component (GO): proteasome complex; nucleus; proteasome regulatory particle, base subcomplex
Molecular function (GO): enzyme regulator activity
Source: RefSeq, a predicted model, not a curated record
AUGGUCGCACCAGUCACCUCUGCUGCUGGCAUCGUUGCCCUGCUCGACGAACAGGAACCAGAGCUUCAGUCGUAUGCGCUCAAACGCCUCGAUUCGCUUGUCCAUCAAUUCUGGGCUGAAAUCGCAGAUGCCAUCUCCAAAAUCGAAAUCCUCUACGAAGAUGAGCGCUUCCCAGACCGUCACCUUGCUGCUCUCGUCGCCUCCAAGAUCUACUUCCAUCUCGGAGAGCACGAUGAAGCUCUCAUGUUUGCUCUCGGUGCCGGCGCUUUGUUUGAUGUAGAAGUCAAGGACGAAUACGUCGACACAGUCGUCUCCAAGGCCAUCGACAGAUACAUCACCGAGUCUGCUCCCGCCACAGCCGCCACCCUGACACCAGUCGCAGAUGCUUCUGUUACUGUCCCCGCUAAGACCGUUGCUGAUAAGUCUGCACCGGUCGAUCCAAGGCUCAAAAACAUUGUCGAUCAGAUGUUUGCACGUUGCAUCGCAGACAAGGAGUACAAGCAGGCUCUCGGUAUCGCCCUCGAGACACAGCGUUUGGAUGUCAUCGAAGAGGUGUACUCUGUCACGCAUGACGCCGAUCUCCUCACCUAUGUCCUCGAGAGCAGCAUCGGCGUCGUUCCGUCCAUCGAGGUCCGCAACCAGAUCCUCCAUCUCCUCGUCGACCUCUUCCAAAGACUACCUAGCCCAGAUCACUUUAGCAUCGGUCAGUGCUACGUCUACCUCAAUGCGCCCAACCUCGCCUCGGAACUCCUCUUCGACCUCAUCCAGCAGGCGCAUCAGCCCUCGAGUUCGUCGCUAGCCAACACGUCCAACGACCCUCUCCUUGUCACAUAUCAGCUUGCCUUUGACUUGGCAGAGAGCGCAACGCAGGAAUUCCUUGAAAACGUGCGCAAGGACCUCUCGAUCAAGGCUUCCACCGUCAAGGCCGAAUCUGCUGUUGACACCGAUGCCGAUAUGAAUGCCUCUUCCGAAUCCGAAGCAAUCACCGUACAGUCGUGCAUCGAGCGCGUCCGCUCUAUCCUUCAGGGUGAGGAAAGCAUCCAGCUCUACCUCGAGUUUCUCAAGCGCUCCAACAAGGCCGACUUGCCCAUCCUCAAAGCAACCAAGGAGGCGCUUGACGCUCGAAGCUCCAUCUACCACUCGGCACUCAGCUUUGCCAACGCAUUCAUGAAUGCCGGCACCACCUCGGACAAGUUCCUGCGCGAGAACCUCGAGUGGUUGGCAAAGGCUUCCAACUGGUCCAAGUUUACGGCUACAGCUGCGCUCGGUAUCCUCAACAAGGGUAACCUCAAAGAAGGUAUUAGCAUCCUCCGACCGUACCUGCCUCAGGACGGCGUCACCAGCAGUGUUUACUCUGAAGGUGGCUCGCUCUUUGCCCUCGGUCUCAUUCACGCAAAUCACGGCGCAGAGGUCAUGGAAUUGCUUACCAACACGCUCAAGAGCAACCCUGCCGAAAUUGUUCAGCACGGGGCUGCUCUUGGCCUUGGUGCUGCGGGCAUGGCCACGGGAAAUGAGGAUGUAUACGAGGAGCUUCGCAACGUCCUCUACACCGACUCUGCCGUUGCUGGUGAGGCGAGCGGUUACGCCAUGGGCCUCGUCAUGCUUGGCACCGGAUCGGAGCGUGCCGUCGAGGAGAUGCUUCAGUACGCGCACGAGACGCAGCACGAAAAGAUCAUCCGUGGUCUCGCCAUCGGUAUCUCUCUCCUCUUCUAUGGCAAGGAGGAGAAGGCCGAGACCAUGAUCGACACUUUGCUCGCUGACAAGGACGCCAUCCUCCGAUACGGAGGUGUCUACACCAUCGCCCUCGCCUACGCCGGCACUGCCAACAACAAGGCGAUACGACGUCUGCUCCACAUCGCCGUCUCGGAUGUCAGCGACGAUGUGCGACGUGCUGCCGUCACCUCACUCGGCUUCCUGCUGUUCCGCAACCCCACCCAGGUGCCGCGGAUUGUCCAGCUCCUCUCGGAAUCAUACAACCCUCACGUACGCUACGGAAGCACGCUGGCCCUCGGUAUCGCCUGCGCAGGCACUGGCCUCGAUGAGGCUGUGGAUCUGCUCGAGCCCAUGACCAAGGAUCCCGUCGACUUUGUGCGUCAAGGUGCGUGCAUUGCUCUGGCCAUGAUUUUCAUCCAGCAGAACGAGGCGCUCAACCCGCGCGUCACCAAUGCACGCAAGACGUUUGACAAGAUUAUUUCGGACAAGCACGAGGAUGCUAUGGCCAAAUUUGGUGCUGCGCUUGCUCAGGGCUUGAUCGAUGCCGGUGGACGCAACGUCACCAUUUCGCUGCAGAGCCGAGGUGGCAAUGCCAACAUGCCCGCUAUUGUGGGUAUGGCGCUGUUCACUCAAUUCUGGUACUGGUUCCCCUUGGCUCAUUUCUCGGCGCUCGCCUUCACGCCUACGGCGCUGAUCGGUCUGAACCGCGAGCUGCGUAUUCCCGAGUUCGAGUUUGUGUCCGAAGCCAAACCGAGCCUGUUUGCGUACCCGACAUCGUUCAAGCCGCCAUCGGAGAAGAAGGUGGAGCGUGUCGAGACGGCGGUGCUGUCGACCACGGCCAAAGCACAAGCACGACAGCGCAACAAAGAGCGCGAGCGAGCUCAGGCUGAAGGUGGCGAUGCCAUGGAGCUCGAUGAUGCCACGAGCGCCAAGAAGGAAGAUGGCGAUGUGGCUAUGGAAGAAGAUGCCAAGGCAACCAAGGGCAGCAAGCCCAAGAAGGAACGCAAGCAGGAAGCGCGAUCCGAGUUGCUGCCCAACUACUCACGCGUCACUCCGGCGCAGGUCAAGUUUGUCACGUUCCCGGCCGAGUCGCGGUUUGUACCUAUCCGACCUGUGCAAGGAUUGGGCAGCAAGGUGAGACAGGAUGUCUACAACACUUCGUCGGUUGCUGGUAAGCUUUUGGGUAAUGCUUCUCCUGCGCCCGGGGCUAGUGGCACUGUGACGCCCUCGAACAACCCUGUGGCGAGCGUGGUGGCAGGUGCCAAGUCGCUUUACCAGCAAGCUAUUGCGAAUGCAUCUGGUGUUGGCGGUGGUGAGACGGACAAGGGUUCUGCUGGCGCUUCAAGUGCAGCGCUCAACAAUGCGGGACCUACGGCCGAGCAAGCUCGUAGCAUCCUCACGUCGGCGAUCGGAGGUACUGGCGGAAUCCUGUUGAUGGUGGAUCGAAAGCCGAAUGACGAGUUCCGAGCGCUCAAGAUUGGUACCAAUGACGAUGACGAUGGUGCGACCAAUGCGCAGAGGCCUACGGAAGAUGUUGUGCAGGACGACGAGAUUUCGCCGGAGGAUGCGGCAGCUAUUGCAGCUGCCAUGGCUGCAGAUGAUGACGAUAGGGCUGACGAUAAGGAUGUCAACAGUGUCGCUGGAAACCAAUCCAGGAGGGAUGGCGAUCCUGAUCAACCCGCUAAUGGCGGUAUCGGCGGAGGCCUGCCUGAAGCACGUUGA